This is a messenger RNA of Drosophila subobscura, 861 nucleotides long. It is a transcript of the gene msd5, whose product is annotated as augmin complex subunit msd5. The record is from RefSeq and is a predicted model, not a curated record. The transcript has a single exon. The coding region runs from base 65 to 787 and encodes 240 amino acids. NCBI's taxonomy places the organism in Eukaryota, Metazoa, Arthropoda, Insecta, Diptera, Drosophilidae.
GCAUCAGUGGCGGCAGAAGUCAUUUCAAAACAAAACACGCAAAACAUACGAAAAUUCACUGAAAAUGGAAGCCAACAAGAUCGACUUUAUGCAGUUUGCAGAAAAAUUAAGGAACGAAAAGUAUGUGAAGCAUGUAAAGUGCUUGAAGGAUCUGUGCGUUACCAAGUCAGUGAUGAAGCCCAAGGUGUUCUUCGACAGUCUGCCGAAAAUGCUGGAGGAGGAGGCCUCGACAACAACACCAACUAAGGACCUGGGCACGGUUGCCGAAUAUGCGGAGCUCUUCAAGGUGCUGGACGAGUAUCCGAGCAACCUGCAGAAGAAUCCCAAGAAGCGAGAGCUGCAGCGCUCUGCGACCUUGGAUCAGCUGGAACUGUGCGAGUCCAUGAAGCGCCUAGAGGAGCAGCGCAGUGCCGUCGAGGUGUACAACGAGUUCAAGGGGUUCCAAAAGAAGUUGGCCAAGGCCUACGAUGAGGCAGCCGAGCUUGAGAAGGCCGAGUCCGUGUAUGCAAAGAAGCUUGCGCAGCUCCAGACCUUCGCCCAGCAGAUAGAAAAGUUAAUGCCAACGGAGGGCGAGGCACCGCCAGAUGCGUUCACAGCCGACGAAGAGCAAAAGCUCCUGGAAAUAGCCAAAAACAUGGAGGAACUGAACUACUUGCGCUCCAACAGUCUGCAGCUGCCGAAUCCCAGCGAUAUUGUUGCUGGCGGUAGCCUGGUGGCACGCCUGGAGAUGUUCGUGGAUGUCCUCACCUUCACUCUGAUGCAAAUAAGCUCCUACACUGCGGCCUGAGAAGCAUUAUUUAUAAUUUAUUAUUUAAUUAUUUUACAAUAAAUACUAUGGCGAGUCCUGCUCCUCUGCCUCGA